AUGCCAUCACAACUUGGAAAAUACACACUCAUCAGAACCCUCGGUAGCGGAGCCAACUCAAAGGUCAAGCUCGGACUCGACAAAACAACCAACAGAUACUUCGCAGUAAAAAUCCUAAAGAAGGGUAACCCAAAUCUCGAUUCAAAGUUUUUGGAGCUUGUUAUGACUGAAGUUCACACAAUGAGUCAAUUAAAUCACCCAAACAUUGUGAAUCUUGUUGAAUAUGGAAAGGACGGAGUCGUCGAAAAGUCAACCGGAGUCAAAGAGCCAGUUAUUUACAUUGUCCUUGAACUCGCCACAGGAGGAGAAUUAUUCGACUACGUCGCUACUACCGGUAGAUUCUCAGAGCCAAUCGCCAGAUUCUAUUUCCAUCAACUAAUUGAAGGUCUUGAAUAUGUACAUAAUAAGGGUGUCGUCCACAGAGAUCUAAAACCUGAAAACGUCUUAUACGAUCAAUUCUUCAAUCUUAAGAUUGCCGAUUUCGGUUUCGCUGCUCCACUCGAAGGAAGAGACGGAUCAGGCUAUUGUAAGACAAAAUUAGGUACUGAGAGUUACAUGGCUCCAGAAAUUCAUAUGAGAAAGCCUUACAACGGCACCUCAGUCGAUCUUUUCGCCUCAGCCAUCAUUCUAUUUAUUACCUUCACUCAACACCCACCCUUCACCAAGGCUGUUCCAGAGGAUCCAUUCUAUAAGCUUCUCUGUGCAAACAGACCAGAUCUUUUCUGGAAAGCUCACUCUAAAAACAAGCCAAACGGAGCUGAUUUCUUCAGUGAAGAAUUCAAAAAUUUGAUCACAGUGAUGCUUCAAUUCAAUCCCACCCAAAGAAUUUCACUUGCUGAGGUCAAGGCACACCCAUGGUACAACGGACCAGUUGCUACUAUUGAGGACAUUCAAUAGGAAUUCGCCAAUAGAAAGGGUAAAAUCGAUGCUGAAAAUGAGGCAAAGAGACUUGCUAAGGAGCAAGAAAGAGCCAACAGAGCAACUGGUGGCUAUGCUGCUCAAAGAAGAGUCUACAGAAAAGGUGUUGUCCAAAGAUCUCAUGAAACAGGAGACAGAGAUGUCGAUUUGGAGGAAGAGAGCAAGUGGCAAAUUGAAGAGAUAAAGAGAAACCUUGAGGAGUACAACCCAAUCGUUAAGAAGACUACCGAGUUCUUCACUACCGAACUCCCAGAUGAUAUUCUUGACGAAUUAGUCGGGUACUUCGAGGAAAAAGGCUACAAACCAGAGGUAGCUAAGGAUAAAUAUAAAAUGAAGGUUCAAGUUCUCAAAGAGAAGGAAAACGAGCCAAUUGUAGAUCUAAGCAUCUAAAUAACCAAGGCUGCUGUAGAUAAAUAUUGCGUUGAAUUCCUCAGACUUGAUGGAGAUCAAUUUGAUUUCUUCAAGUAAUACAACAUUAUUAAGGAAGAGCUAGACUUAGAGGACACCGUGUAUUGA
Stylonychia lemnae is the source of this 1434-nucleotide messenger RNA. The record is from the annotation of a GenBank genome assembly. Lineage: Eukaryota; Ciliophora; Spirotrichea; Sporadotrichida; Oxytrichidae.